UCACUGACCCCCGUGUCUGUCACUGACCUGCUGUGCAGUGCCCGGGGCGAUGGCCGCAGAGGCGGUGAAGGUGGCUGUGCGCUGCUGGCCGCUGAGCGGGCGUGAGGCAGUCCUGGGCCACCAGGCCAUUGUCAGUGUGGACAGCGCACGGGGCUGGUGCCUGGUGCGGAACCCCGCGGCCCCCGCUAGCCCCCCCCAGCAGUUCUCCUUCGACGGGGCAUUCGGUGGGGAGCACAGCACCGAGCACAUCUACAACGAGAUCGCCUACCCACUGGUGGAGGGUGUCAUGGAAGGCUACAAUGGCACCAUCUUUGCCUAUGGCCAGACUGGCAGUGGGAAGUCCUUCACCAUGCAUGGACUUGCAGAUUCUUCCUCACAGAAAGGGAUCAUUCCCAGGGCAUUUGAACACAUCUUUGAGAGUGUACAGUGUGCUGAGAACACCAAGUUCCUGCUGAGAGCCUCCUACCUGGAGAUCUACAAUGAGGACAUCCGAGACCUUUUAGGAGCUGACACCAAGCAGAAGCUGGAGCUGAAGGAGCACCCGGAGCAGGGGGUGUACGUGCAGGGGCUGUCCCUGCAUGCUGUGCACAGCGUGGCCCAGCGUGAGCAGCUGAUGGACAUGGGCUGCAGGCGCAGAGCAGUGGCCUCUACCCUGAUGAACAAGGGCUCCUCCUGCUACUCCAUCUUCACUGUCUGCGUGGAAAUCUGCACUCUCGAGGAGCGAGGGCAGGAUCACCUCAGGGCUGCCAAACUCAACUUGGUGGAUCUGGCAGGGAGUGAGAGACAGGCAAGGACUGGUGCCACAGGGGAGAGGCUCAAAGAGGCCACCAAAAUCAACCUUUCCCUAUCUGUCCUGGGCAAUGUCAUCUAGGCCCUGCUGGAUGGCAGGUGCAGACACAUUCCCUACCGAGACUCCAAGCUGACCAGGCUGCUCCAGGACUCCCUGGGGGGGAACACCAGGACCCUGAUGGUGGCAUGUGUGUCCCCGGCUGAUGACAGCUACGAGGAAAGCCUCAGCACCCUGCGCUACGCAAGUCGAGCAAGGAACAUCAGGAACAAGCCCUGCAUCAACGAGGACUCUAAGGACACCCUGCUGAGGGAGCACCAGGAGGAGAUUAAGAAGCUGAAGGCCUUUCUGGCUGAACAGAUGGGUACGAGUGACUUGUCAGGGCUUCUACCUGCUGAGGCUGUUCACCUGGGAGCAAAUCCAGCUCCCUGCUUCAAACCCCAGGUGGAUCUGGAAGCAGAGAAGCAGCUGAUCAGAGAAGAGUUCCAGGAGAGGCUGGCCCAGCUCCAGGCCAGCUACCAAGCAGAGCAGGCAUCCCAUGCCCGCCUGGAGAAGGACAUCAGCAGCCUGAGGGAUGACUUUGAUCUCAAGGUGUCUGUUCUCCAGGAUCUCCUCAGGAAGGAAGCAGGUGCAGUAAAAAGCCUCAUUUUGGAAAUAAUCUCUGACCACACACCUUCAUGUGAAGAUGCUGUUGCUGCAGCACGUGAAGAGCCAACAUCAGCCCAGGACCCAGCAGCACCUGGGACUGUCACAGUCACCAGUGGGGUGAGCAGGGGCAGUGCUGGAGCAGUGGGAGCUGUCACUGCCCCGGGGAUUUCCCUGCCUGUAGACCAGCAGCUGGUGCUCACCAGGCUGCAGGUGCUGCAGCAGCAGGCUGGGGGGGAGCAGGCUCAGAACAAGGACCUGAAGGAGAAGCACAAACGGCGGAAGAAGCACGCGGACGAGCGGAGGCUGCAGCUGGCGGCUGCCCUGCAGGAAUCCAGCAAGGACAGCAGCGAGCAGGCUCUCCUCAAGGUCUAUGACUCCAUCCAGGAGGAGGUUCGAGCCAAGAGCAAGGCGCUGGAGAAGGUGCAGGAGAAGCUCCGAGCUGCCCAGACUGAGAUCCAAGACCUGCAGCUGGAGUUUGGGCUGGAGAAGAUGGAUUACCUGAGCACCAUCCCGCGCCAGGAGCGAGAGCUGCUGCUCUGCCAGCAACUGCUGGAUCAGGUGCAGUCCCUCGUGUGGCGCGACUGCAACUACAGCAACCUGGAGAGGAUCCGCCGUGAGUCCGUGUGGGACGAGGAGAGCGGCUGCUGGAACAUCCCAGAGCCUGUCACUCAAAGAACCCACCUGCCUGCAGCGGUUCCGGCCCUACCACAGCCCAAACCUGGCCGGACAAGCUCCUCGAAUGAGAGCAGGGAGACAGCGCCCAAGGAAGGCCACUACAGGCUGGUACUGGACAGGAGCGACAGUGAGACCAUUGCCAGCAACUACUUCCGAUCUCGGCGAGCCAGCCAGAUCCUUCAGCUGGACCAAGCUCCCGCGGGCUCCGAGGGGGCUGCGGGCAGCCGCGUGCCCCAGGCCCGGCCCUUCCGCCUGCAGUCCCUGGCCCUGGCGCCCAGCGCCGACACCAAGCGCAGGAAGGACAAUGCCAGCUCAAGUGCCCGCCGCUUCUGACCCACCGCGGGCGUGGGUGGCCGGGGCCGCCGCCGCGCAGGAAGCAGGGGACGGCGGCGGGGCCCUCCCUUGUCCGCGACGAUGGCGGCCGCGCUGAGGCGCGAUAGC
This is a messenger RNA of Serinus canaria (Common canary), 2551 nucleotides long. It is a transcript of the gene KIF17, whose product is annotated as kinesin family member 17. The record is from RefSeq and is a predicted model, not a curated record. Gene Ontology annotation, molecular function: ATP binding; microtubule binding; microtubule motor activity. Gene Ontology annotation, biological process: microtubule-based movement. Lineage: Eukaryota; Metazoa; Chordata; Aves; Passeriformes; Fringillidae.